AUGUCAGAAAAUAUCUAGAACAGGGUUUCAUCAAUUUUCGAAAAGCUUAAUAACAUCUCAACAAGUGUUCAGGACGAAAAAAAUAAUCGAUUCCAUGCUAUAAGUCAAUUAAUCAUGGCAUUUGAAGCUCAAUUAUAACAUCAAUCUGACUAAAAGGAGGAGAAGUUUGCUUAUAUUGCCCAGAAAGUAAGACAAUUAACAGAAUUUUUGGAAUAAGAGCAAGAAGAUCGUGAAAGAUAAGAAAGUGAAACCUUUAAAUUGAUAACAGAUCUUGAAAGACAUGCUAGAAGAUUGAUCGAAUAGAAUUCCAAAGACAGAGUGGAACAAGAAAAAAAGAUAGUCUAUACUAUAGGAUAAUAAAUAGAAAGCUUACAAUAAGAAGUUGUAAAAGAAGGAUUGGCUCAAUCCACAUCUCAUGAAUAUAUUGAUUCUUAUUUGAAUGAAGAUCUACCAAAAAUAGCCGAUGAAUUAUAAAAUGAGAUAACAGAAAGAAAAGACGUUGAAGAAAAAAUAUAUCACUAAUUUGUAGAAUAAUUAAAUGACUUAAGAGAAUUAUUUGAAAGAGAAAAGAAAGAGAGAGAAGCUAAAGAGGAAGAAAUCGUAGAAAGUUUGAGAGAAAUCUCUGGAAGAAUCUAAGAAUAACUCAAAAAAACUAGAACUGAAAGAGAGAAAACUGAAGAAACCUUAGUCUAAUUAGUCGAAAAAGUCAUUGAAAAGCUUAAGAGAGAAAUGUUAGAAAUGAACUUAUGAUAUUAUCAUCAAAUAUUAUUUUAUAAUUUAUUUUUGA
This is a messenger RNA of Paramecium tetraurelia, 787 nucleotides long. RefSeq lists its product as uncharacterized. NCBI's taxonomy places the organism in Eukaryota, Ciliophora, Oligohymenophorea, Peniculida, Parameciidae. The transcript is spliced from 5 exons. Gene Ontology annotation, molecular function: structural constituent of cytoskeleton. The record is from RefSeq and is a predicted model, not a curated record.